Paralichthys olivaceus (Japanese flounder) is the source of this 2746-nucleotide messenger RNA. It is a transcript of the gene xxylt1, whose product is annotated as xyloside xylosyltransferase 1. Lineage: Eukaryota; Metazoa; Chordata; Actinopteri; Pleuronectiformes; Paralichthyidae. Gene Ontology annotation, molecular function: xylosyl alpha-1,3-xylosyltransferase activity. Gene Ontology annotation, cellular component: endoplasmic reticulum membrane. Gene Ontology annotation, biological process: protein O-linked glycosylation via N-acetylgalactosamine. The record is from RefSeq and is a predicted model, not a curated record.
CCGACGGUCCAUGAAGGCAUCCCGACGGAGCACUUCCGACGCAUAGUGGGUGUGGUUACGCCAGCGUCACAGGAUUAUGUUGCUAGGCUGUUAGCUGCAGCUCUGAGGCUCCAGCUCAGCCGCGGGGUUUCCUCUUUAAAUCUCACAUUUGUACAAACACUCUGGCGUCUUCAGGUCGACAGAGGUUUGCACGUGUCGAUUUAUUAUUUUAAACAUUUCAACUCCGCUCGGUUUGGUGCAAACUCCGCGUCGGAGGGAAACUCGAGGAGCCGCAUCUGGGCGCAAAGUCUUCGCUCGCUAGCAUCCUCGUAGCCGGAGGUGUCAACAGGUCGCAGCUGCAGCAGCGGCUCGCUCACUGCGGGAGGGAUUCAUGCUCCGGGUCAGUGCAAGCGACGUUAAAUGAAAGAGAGACUGCGUUAAACUCCAGGAUGGAGAAAGUCUACUCCCGGGAUUAGUUCAGAGAUGUGAUGGCACAGAGCUGCAGCAGGAGACAGGCGACUCUUUCUCUGUGAAGGAAAAUGCUGACAAGUCAUAAACAAUGACCAUGACCUGGAUGGACACAAAAUGGUGAACGUUUUCCCUUUUACUCCCCCUUUCUCAUGAGACCAGCAGGAAGAUAUGGGCGUCUUAAGACUGGUAUUCAGAAUCAUGGGUAGGAUCAGUACGUUCAGGUCCUAUCAGUUCGUGCUUCUCCUGGCUGCUGCUCUCGCCGUCGUAGCUUUUUACUACUUUGGCUCUGAGAGGCAGAACUUCUCCAGCACCACAAAGAGGAUCAAGCAGAGUCAGGCCAGCCACAACACCAACAGAAACGAUGCAGACCUGACUGUGGACACCAGGCUCUCGCAUACGACAGGGUCUGAGGAGCAGGGAGAUGCAGGAGGAGAGAGUGAGGAUAUCAGGUCAAAGACAGGGCCCAGUGAAGCUGCUGACCAACGCUACCACGCACUCAUGAUGUUCACCAAGGUCGACAAGAGCCGCAGCCUGCAGGACAAGUUCCGGGUGGCCAUGUUGUCUAUGGUGGCGCACGGACACUUUCUGGAGGGAGAGGUGUUGGUGCUUCAUUUUGUGAGCGACCCGGCCAGCAAAGAACUGGGAGAGAAGAUGCUGCAAGAAUUUCUCCUUGACGCAACGUUUAAGUACGAGGUGUUGUUUCAUGACGUGGUGGCUCUCACACAGAAGCUCUUCCCUAUCGUGGAGGCCAUGCAGAAGCACUUCAGUGCCGGCUCCGGAGCUUACUACAGCGAUGCCAUCUUCUUCCUGUCCGUGGCCAUGCAUCAUAUCAUGCCUGACAGUCAGACGCGCAUAGUGCAGCUGGACCUGGAUCUGAAGUACCGGACCAACAUCAGAGACCUCUUCCAAGAAUUUGAUCGGUUUCCUCCUGGAGCCGUAAUAGGCAUCACUAGGGAGAUGCAACCAGUCUACAGACACACCUUCUGGCAGUACCGUAAGGAGAACCCGCAGACCAGAGUUGGCGACCCUCCUCCUGACGGCCUCCCGGGCUUCAACAGUGGCGUGAUGUUAUUGGACCUGGGAGCGAUGAGGGCCUCAGCUCUCUACAACCAGCUGUUAGAGCCCAGUAAUGUGGCCAAACUGGCCGACCAGUAUCGCUUCAGGGGCCACCUCGGUGACCAGGACUUCUUCACCAUGAUCGGCAUGGAGCACCCUGAACUGUUUUAUUCCCUGACCUGUGGCUGGAACAGACAGCUGUGCACCUGGUGGAGGGACCACGGUUACGGAGACGUGUUUCAACUGUAUUAUCGCUGUGAAGGACCUGUUUACAUCUACCAUGGUAACUGUAACUCCCCCAUUCCAGAUGACUGAUCUCUGUGCUGCACUGCUGCUGGAAGAGACACCUUUUCCUGCUUGUUGGGAGUAAAUAUCGUGACUUAUUCUUUUCCUUUCCUGACCGCGCGCCUGUAGCCACAGACUCUGCCUCCUGCUGGUCAAGGGGCUGGUGAAGCUCACACUUACUACAAGUAUGGCGUUCAUCUGUGUCAACGGCUUUGGAGUUGCAGCAAAGCAGAGGGCUGCACUUACCUGUGGUACAAAGAUGAAGAAAUAUAAUCUGUGAAUUUGAGUUUCAGUCACAGAUCCAUUGACAGGAAGACGUAUCAGUUACUGGAAUAUCUGUGACGGGCUAAAGAUGCACUUUGCAGGGUAUUUCAUUGUGGUUGUCAGAGCGAGCUGCAUUGGCAAUGUGUCAGUGUUGCCCUCAUUCAAAUGAUGGUGGAGUCAUCGUCGAAUUUCCUGUUGUUUUAAUUGCUUUCAUUAAAUUGGUGCUUUGGUUGAGAAAAGUCUAAAAGACAACUAUCCUUUAGAUUAGAUCAAUGAAAUAAAGAAUCAACUAUUUUGUAGUUUUAUUCAAUUAAAUGUGAUCAUUAUUAAAUGAUCAUUUGCUGUAGUGUCUCAAUUGUGAGUAUUUAAUACUGAAUAAAACAAGACGUUACCUUGGGCUCUAGAAUAUUCAACUUUCACACAGUUUUCUGAUAUAUUGUAGACAAAAUAAUUCACCAAUAAAUCAAGAAAAUAAUCAGAGGAUUAAAUACAUGAUGAAAAUUAUUUUCAGCUGUCGCCCUAAUUGCCAACAAAUGUUGAAAUAUUAGUAUGAAAUAUAAUCUGCAAAUGUGUCAGUCGCCACCUACAAACAGGAGGCCUCUACUUUUUUUCCAUUUUCCUUCCAUGUGUGGGACGAGUUCAGCCUGAGUCACUUUAUCUUCCUGCAACACCAGGUGGGGGCUAAUCUGGU